UUGCAGAAUGAAGAAUGCAAUCACAUUUCAGACGACCCUGAAGCUUUGGUGAUUCUCCUCUAUCAUAUAGACAACUUUACCCCGGAAACCAAGCAACAGUUGCUUACGGCAUCGGCCGCACAAAUCGCUGCUGUUUCGCAAAUGAGGCCCUUUGUUGGCUUGCUACCAUCGAUAUUCAAGAGAGUAAUGAAGAUUGCCAUGAAUAAUUUGGCGGGGACGGGUAACGCGUUCAGUGUUGCUCGGGCGAUCAUCUUAUGGACUGCAGAAAAUCAACAUCGUGAUUUGGCGAUGUCGCUUCUCAAGCAAAUCACAAUCGAAAGUCUUUCAAACGCAGACGCUCACACUCUACAGCGAUUGGCUGUUGAAUCUGGCCUGGAAUGCGUGGCAGCGCUGAUUUUCAGUCGAUAUCACGUUACCUUCUCGCUCGACGCUUGUUCCAUGAUGAAGCGGAAUCCUCAAGGACGACUACAUACAUUAGCGAACAGCAUGCCGUAU
Cooperia oncophora is the source of this 495-nucleotide messenger RNA. The record is from the annotation of a GenBank genome assembly. NCBI's taxonomy places the organism in Eukaryota, Metazoa, Nematoda, Chromadorea, Rhabditida, Trichostrongylidae.